AGAGACGAGGGCAGGCGGAGCAGAGCUCUCCUGUGAGAGAUAUGAGACCUUAGAGGGGCCACUGGGGACAGCUCGCAAGGACCCUUCCUCACCGGCAGGACUGCGGCAGCCAGUUGCUCCCAGGUCCCUCCUGAGGCUGCUGCCACCAGGGCCGGGAUGUGGUGGCUCUCAGCCAGGGGUCCUUCCUGCUCCUAACACUGUCCUGCUCCUAACACUGUCUCUUGCUGCUUGCUCCUGCAGACGUGAGGAGCAAUGAACUGGGCCGGCCUCUACACGGUGCUGAGUGGAGUGAACCGCCACUCCACUGCCAUUGGGCGCAUCUGGCUCUCUGUCAUCUUCAUAUUCCGGAUAAUGGUGCUGGUGGUGGCAGCUGAGAGCGUCUGGGGGGAUGAGAAAUCCGCCUUCACCUGCAACACCCAGCAGCCUGGCUGCAACAGUGUCUGCUAUGACCACUUCUUCCCCAUCUCCCACAUCCGUCUGUGGGCCCUGCAGCUCAUCCUUGUCACCACGCCGGCCCUCCUCGUGGCCAUGCACGUGGCCUACCAACAGCACCAGGAGAAGAAGUUGCUGGUGCUGACGGGGCAUGCAGACCCCAAGCACAUGGAGGAGGUGAAGAAGCACAAGAUGCGCAUAUCAGGUUCACUGUGGUGGACAUAUGUCUGCAGUGUGGUCUUCAGGCUGCUCUUCGAGGCUGUGUUCAUGUACAUCUUCUACAUGCUCUACCCGGGCUACCAGAUGGUGCGGCUGGUCAAGUGUGAGGCCUACCCCUGCCCCAACACUGUUGACUGCUUCAUCUCCCGGCCCACCGAGAAGACCAUCUUCACCGUUUUCAUGCUGGUCACCUCCAGCAUCUGCAUAGUCCUCAACAUGGCGGAGCUGGUCUACCUGGUGGUGCGAGCCUGUGCCCGCCGAGGCCAGCACAACUCCAACCCCUCAUCAGGGAAGGGCUCCUUCUAUGGGCACAAGCUCUCCUCUGAGUACAAGCAGAAUGAGAUCAACCAGCUGCUGACAGAGCAGGAUGGCUCCCUCAAGGACAUGCUGCGCCGCAACCCCGGGCUGCAGGAGAAGGGCGACCGCUGCUCUGCCUGCUAAGGCCAGCGCCAUGGGGGCCCCAGCCCUUGCCCCCACCCCACAGCCACCCCAUGGCCCUGUGCUGUCCCU
Molecule: messenger RNA, 1161 nt
Organism: Haliaeetus leucocephalus (bald eagle)
Lineage: Eukaryota; Metazoa; Chordata; Aves; Accipitriformes; Accipitridae
Gene: GJB1
Product: gap junction protein, beta 1, 32kDa
Exons: 2
Coding region: 253-1092 (279 amino acids)
Biological process (GO): cell communication
Cellular component (GO): connexin complex
Source: RefSeq, a predicted model, not a curated record